This is a messenger RNA of Anopheles coustani, 1446 nucleotides long. RefSeq names its product S-phase kinase-associated protein 2 (gene Skp2). The coding region runs from base 130 to 1296 and encodes 388 amino acids. Gene Ontology annotation, biological process: SCF-dependent proteasomal ubiquitin-dependent protein catabolic process. Gene Ontology annotation, molecular function: protein binding. Gene Ontology annotation, cellular component: SCF ubiquitin ligase complex. The record is from RefSeq and is a predicted model, not a curated record. The transcript is spliced from 4 exons. NCBI's taxonomy places the organism in Eukaryota, Metazoa, Arthropoda, Insecta, Diptera, Culicidae.
CAGAUGUGCAGUGACGGUGUUCGAGACGGCCGGUCCGUCUGAAGUAAUUUGUUAACUCUGUACGAAGUUACUUGGUGACUGUGAUCUCUAAACUUACUGCUGAACGUACAACGAAUCACAACGGCCAUUAUGGAUCCUCCGUCGAAUAAAACAAGGCAACCAUUGACGAACGUUUCCAACAACGUUAGUCAACGUUUACAGAAACACAGCGCAGCAUCCACCGAACAAUCGGAAUUAUCGCGUAAGCACUCUGCUCCAGCUUACUGCGAUACUUUUUUUGUUUAUAAGAAGUGUUACGGGCAGCAUUUUAGCAACGAAGAAGAUCCUUUCGACCGACUUUCCGAUGAGGUCAUCCUGCAAAUAUUCAAGUGGCUCCCGAAAAAAUCUCUUCUUGCCUGCGGUGAAGUGAACCACCGGUUCAAUCGCGUGUCCAAGGACGAGACACUGUGGGUACGGCUAGACCUGUCUUGCCGUCGAAUAAAGACUGAUGCUUUGAGCGAUAUUCUCAACCGUGGCAUUGUGGUGCUACGGAUGUCACAAGCGUCCAUUGCUAGGCCUGACAACAUGUCCGAUGCCGAAUUUUCACAUCGCACCAAGUUACAGUACCUGGAUCUAAGCAUGUGCACGGUUGAUAAGGAUGUUUUGUGUGCCCUGCUGGCGAGCUGCCGGUCACUCAUCAAGCUUAGUUUGGAGAACGUUCCUCUGAACGAACAGAUCUGUGCCGAAAUAGCCGCUAAUCCCACGCUGGAAUCACUAAAUCUCACCAUGUGUUCUGGCAUUAGCGCCACUGGGAUGCGAACGAUAGCGAAGGGAUUGACAAAAUUGCAGAGUUUGAACGUUGGAUGGGCCUACCUUUCCUCGGAGGCAGUUACCGAGUUGGUUCACAAUCUGACACCGCACAUACUCCGUCUCAACCUUGCUGGAUGCCGCAGUACAUUGGGGAAUGAAGGAUUAGCGGUGCUAGUGAAAAGAUGCCCAAGGCUGCUAGAGCUUGAUCUCUCUGAUUGCACGCAACUGAAUUCAGAAGCCAUUCAGCUAGUUUGCCGACUACGAAAGUUGGAAUAUUUAUCUCUCUCUAGGUGUUACAAUAUAAACGUUACCUCAUAUUUGAGUUUGACUGAUCUUCGUUCGCUGUUGUUCUUAGACUUGUUUGGUCUAAUGUCCGACAAUGCCAUCGCAACAUUGCAGCAUUCCUUUGCCGGUGUUGGUAUCAAUAAGUUUUAUCAUAGCUCCGUCGCACGACCCACUGUCGGCACUAGAAGAACUUCCAUCUGGGGCAUUCGAACUAGAGAAUGAACACGGAAGAACGUAGACCGAGUAUGUUUAAAGUGCACUAGCACCAACUAAGAGUUAUCGAAACUUAAAUUAUGAAAAAGUAAUAAACAUCUAUAAAACUGAGCAAGAAAUGCAAUAAUCUUUUCAACAGUAUUUUUCGAAAAUUAUAUA